GUCUGUAACUCAGUUCGAUUUUCAUCAUUCUUCAGCUACUUAGUAUUUUGCUUCCGAUUUUCAAUCUCCGCAAUAAGGAUGAAGCAGAUAUUUAUAUUUAUCGCUGGCGCUCUACUGUUGCUGCAAUCAUCGCACGCUUUUCCACGAACGAAACGUAGUGCUGAAGCUGUGCUUGCUCUCUUCCAAAACUCCUCCUCCGAAGAAGUGGAUCCAAAAGUACAACUUGUGGUCACUACUUUGAACGAUUUAGUACAAAUAUCGAAAUGGGUGCUUGAAAAGGGUAGCGUAGUAGUUAAUAAUGCUGUUAAGGAACUGGAAGCUCUUCCAGUGCAAGAUGAACUCCUGCGAGCAAACAUAACACGCAUGUCCAAAAUUGGAACAGAGUCUGCUCAAUUUAAGCCGGAAGAAGAUGGGCAGAGCAUCUUGAAGCUCUUAGAUUAUAUGGUUAGUUUUGCCGAAAUGAUGGCGGACUAUGAAAACAUGCCUGACGAUUCAAAGCAGAAGGCGGCAUUGAAGACAGCUUUGGAAAAUAAUGGUUACAAUAAGCUUGAGAAAGACUACGAGGAAAAAGUCGUACAACUCACUAAGGAUUUCGACCAGGAAUUCGGUAAAUAUGUCAGCGGACUAACACCAGCCGAAAAGGUGGAUGAAGCCAAAUUGCUGAAAUGGUAUGAUGACUACAAAGCUGAAACUGAUGAGGACAAGAAAUUUGACAAAUUCGGCGAUUUCUUUGACCAAAUAUCCUAAAAUCCAAACAUAGACACAAACAUUUUUGUUAAUAUGCAUAAUGUAAAAAUAUUAUUUUUAAUUUCAAUUUUAUUUGGUUGUAUUCAAGUAUAAGUAAUUACCGCAUUAAUGAAAUAGAAAAUUCAAGUAGUGUGCAAUGGAACUUCAUAUCCACUGCAUACGUUGAGGAAA
This is a messenger RNA of Bactrocera neohumeralis, 918 nucleotides long. RefSeq lists its product as uncharacterized. The transcript has 2 exons. NCBI's taxonomy places the organism in Eukaryota, Metazoa, Arthropoda, Insecta, Diptera, Tephritidae. The coding region runs from base 79 to 747 and encodes 222 amino acids. The record is from RefSeq and is a predicted model, not a curated record.